Messenger RNA from Protopterus annectens (West African lungfish), 3057 nucleotides. Its product is annotated as major histocompatibility complex class I-related gene protein-like. The record is from RefSeq and is a predicted model, not a curated record. Lineage: Eukaryota; Metazoa; Chordata; Ceratodontiformes; Protopteridae. Gene Ontology annotation, biological process: antigen processing and presentation of exogenous peptide antigen via MHC class II; immunoglobulin production involved in immunoglobulin-mediated immune response; positive regulation of T cell activation. Gene Ontology annotation, molecular function: MHC class II protein complex binding. Gene Ontology annotation, cellular component: MHC class II protein complex. Bases 144 to 1145 code for a protein of 333 amino acids. The transcript has 8 exons.
GAUCUCACUUCCUUAACGAAAAAGUGCUGAAAGCAGCUUAGCUAACUCUCUGUUGCUGGGCGGAGCAUAUCAAAAUCCUUUCUGUAAGUUACAGAGCAUGACUUUAGCAACACAGGCUACUGCAGGUACUGUAAGGUAAACAAAUGUAUACGUUAAUGGACCCAGAAAUGUGGGACAUGUUUGUCAGCAGAGAUGUCUGUCAGUGGCAGAAGUUUUAUCUUUCAUUUCUCAUAAUACUGGCUGUUGCUUUUCCUACUGAAUUGCACUUACUUCAACAUCAUAUUCACUGUAUUAACUCUAAUACCAGCAGCAAACAUUUGUUAUGGAAAAUAGCAUACGACUCCAUGAGUAUAGCACAUAUGACCAGUGAGAACAGAUAUAUUACUGCAGAUUCUCCUUAUGUUCGUGAAGAGAUUGAGUCAUACAAUCAAAGGAAAGAUCUGAUUAAAAGAUACAACAACAUCAUGCAUGAUGUUUGGCCUUUCCUGGACUUAAUUGCAAGUCUGGGAAAUUCAACACUGGAUAGGAAAGUGACUCCAUCAGUGACAACUGGCGUGGACCCAGUGGGUGAUGGAAUUCUUAGUCUUGCUUGCUAUAUACAUGGCUUUUUCCCCAGAAAUAUUGAAGUUUUUUGGUUAGAAAAUGGAGAAAGCAUCACAGAAAAGAUGACAACAACCACUAUCUUACCAAACAGUGACAAUACAUUUUCAGUGAUUGCAUAUGUGGACACUGAAGAGAAUAAUAAGAAUAAAUACACAUGUAUGGUGAAACACUCUAGUCUGACAAAUGGUGUCAAUGUAACUAUAGAUUUUAACCAAGGAUUUAAGACUGGAUACUAUGUUGGUGGAGUUCUGGCAUUUGUUGGAAUUAUUACUGGGAUUACCGGCAUCAUUUUAAGAUGCAAACCAAAAGCUCUACGUUCAUGUAUAGAGGGGAGAACUUCAGGUCACGCUGAAAUGGUGCAUGGAAGAGAGACCCGAAAUGAGGAACUGAAACAACUAGAUGAAUCUCCAGAAGUUCUGAACGAAAACAUGUUUGACCCUCUGAAUCCUGAAUCAGCCUAUUUAACUAUCGAGGAUGUCCCAACCAUUGGAGUGACCUCCUCUGUAUCUUUGGGUCAGUCAGCUAGCACAACAGUAGAAUGAAGGAAAAUGUGAAAAUGAAGAAAGAAAUGUAAUGUGAAGAUGAAGACAAAUACUAUAAAAAAGAGAAAGUCUGUGCAAAGAAAAGCAAACGCAUUAAAACAGAUACUAAAACAGAUGAAUUUAUAUUAUGAAAUUGUUGAAAUAUAGUGCUGUUUUCUUUAUCUUUAUAUCCAAAAUGUUUGAUAUAUGUAUUUACUUCGACUUUAGACUAUUUUGUGAAGAGCAGUUUUCUACAGUAGAACAACUAAUUGAAAUUGCUCCCUUAUAAAUUUUUAUAACUCAGGAUUUUAGGAGGCGGCUGUGACCUUUGUGCCCUCAUGUGGGGAGCUUAGCUUCCCAUAUCCAACUUCCUUAAAUAUUCUAACUUCAGAAUUGUACCACCUUUUAGAUAGGGAACAGUUCUGACAAGUUGUCCAAAUGAAUGAAAUAGUUUUCAGUAGAAUUGGCUGCUGUCUUUAUUUCAAAUAUGUUUGGAAGCAGAUGUUGAAAAAGAAGAAUUACAGUAAUCCUGAAGUAAGUAUUCUUUGUUCAUUCAAUGAAUUACAAGAUUAUUUCCAGUUCAGUGAUUCACAGGACUGUACGUGUUUGAAGAUAAGGUAACUGCUGUUAAAUGAAAUAUUAACGCAUGAGAAAAAAGUAGAGAAAGCUAUGCCAUGGGAAUUGCAGCUAGCUACAUUCAGAAUGGCACAAAUUACAAUUACAUUGUUAAUAAUACUUUAGGCAGACUUUCAACAGAUCACAUUAUGCAUGAAAUAAAUUUCUAUUUUUUUUGAAAAGAUUGAACACAGGUACAAGAAGCACUGUGAUCAUAAAAAAUGAGACUAGCAUGAUUAAAGUAUUUUUAUUUUAACCCUGAUAUCAAGUUCACCAAUGAUCUAAGUGAUGCCUAAAACUAGUAAACAUGCCAGGCAUACAGAUCAGAUACAGGUCAUAAGUCAUAACUUAUGGUAAUGUUUAACUGUAUGAUGUUAACAUAUAUAUCAGGAGUACGCAAUCAUUUUUGUUAGAAUGUAUCAAAUUAAAAUUGCAUUUUUAGUAAAAACUAUUGUGAGGAACUUCCUCCAGAUUACCUGAUUACCAGACAAUGUUCAGAGAAUUUUAAUUUUUGUGGCUAAUCUCAUAAUGAAAACUUUUCUAUAGCAAAGUUGAAAAAAAUAAUCACUAAUAAAAUGUUAGCAAAUAAUAUGUUUAUAAUGUCAUCCAAUAAAUGAAUUGCUCAUGGUUUCCUAGAAAAGUGGUUUUAUGAAAUUUGGCUUCCUUUCUAAGACUACAACAAGCCAUGUACGCUUCACUGGAGGUAUGAGUAAUACAGUACAUCCUAUAUAUUAACUUAUACUAUAGUAACAGUGCUUGGAAUCCAUGCACCCCUUUCUGCUGACAUAACCCCCCUCACUCCAUGUUUAUAUGAAGUAUAAGGGAUAUGAUGAAUAUCCUGACCUGAAGUGAUCUCCUUGCCACAUCCUGUACACACAUCUGCGGUGAUCUACAUGAUCUGCAGACUGUUAGUGUAUGUAUCAGAUGGAGAUAUCUAGUACAUAUAUCUGAAUACUGCUGCAAUUAGAGUUCCCUCCCUACCUCAUUCAUACUCCAGCAAUAGUCACUUUCACCCCACCUGAGCUUCCCAUUCCAUAUGCCACUGUACUAUGUUGGACAACUAAUUCUGCUUACCCAGUUUUAGUGAGGUGUAUAAUGACUAUGUUUGAGAGUCACAUCUGUUUACCAUUUUGUUACGUGUUUGACGUAAUAUAGCAUGAAUACUCACUGCAACUCUAGCUUUGUUUUUGCGCUUUCUACUUCAUCCUGUAAUCUAUCCCAUCACUCCCUGCUAUGUUGACUCUCCCAGUGCUCUUUGGUGCAAGUCAUAAACAUGACCAUAUAAAAUAUUAAUAAUAAAACAGAUGCAUAUAAAUUA